AUGAUAUUCACGCGAGGAGUCUCUCUGACGAAUUUCGUCAUUGCGACUUCUGCCCUGGGCUUCCAGGUCUUCGUUCUAUACCCAUGGCACGAACGGCUAGACGAGGAAUUCAGGCGGCUGAAACAGGAGCACCUUCACAUCCUGCACCAGGGCGAGGAGGUCCGACUUGGCGAACUGAAAGGAAUCAACGAACAGCUCAAGAAACUCGGCCAGAAGUGA
Cladophialophora bantiana CBS 173.52 is the source of this 219-nucleotide messenger RNA. RefSeq lists its product as uncharacterized. The transcript has a single exon. Lineage: Eukaryota; Fungi; Ascomycota; Eurotiomycetes; Chaetothyriales; Herpotrichiellaceae. The record is from RefSeq and is a predicted model, not a curated record. Bases 1 to 219 code for a protein of 72 amino acids.